This is a messenger RNA of Symsagittifera roscoffensis, 333 nucleotides long. RefSeq lists its product as uncharacterized. Lineage: Eukaryota; Metazoa; Xenacoelomorpha; Acoela; Convolutidae. The record is from RefSeq and is a predicted model, not a curated record. The coding region runs from base 1 to 333 and encodes 110 amino acids. Gene Ontology annotation, molecular function: nucleic acid binding. The transcript has a single exon. Gene Ontology annotation, biological process: DNA integration.
AUGAUAGAUCACUAUAUGAAGUUGGCAGAAGCAGUGCCAUGUGAAACAGUCUCAGCGGAUGACACUUGUGACCAUUUGAUAACGCAUUGGAUAUCGCGAUAUGAUUGUCCGAUGACGUUUCAAACGGACAACGGGAAAGCCUUCGUGGGUUACCUGUCAAAAGAGUUGAUGAGGACAUCGCACAUUGCUCAACCACACUCAACAUUUUACCAUCCUCAGACUAACGGAUUAGUGGAGAGACAGAACAGAACGCUGGUGAACUUGCUGAGGGUGUAUUGCUCGAGAUACAUGACAGACUGGGAUAGUGCCGCAAGUGGUAGGGGCGUACAAUAG